Molecule: messenger RNA, 4426 nt
Organism: Ceutorhynchus assimilis (cabbage seed weevil)
Lineage: Eukaryota; Metazoa; Arthropoda; Insecta; Coleoptera; Curculionidae
Source: the annotation of a GenBank genome assembly
CUAAAAUGGCCGCAACGCCUAAACUAAAAUAGCUAGCAAAAAAAGGCAUAAGGCAAAAUUGAUCAGAAUGUAAUUAUCUACAAGUUUUGUAGAGGUCAUUUUGUCGAAAAAAAAUAAAUAAGAAAAAGGCCAAUAGGGUCGAACGCACAAGGCUUUCGAGUGUGAUUUUUUGGCUCAAUACUCAGGACACAGUCUCCAAUCAGCCCUGAAAAAAUCAGCCUGCCCUCGCAAAAUUUUUUGAAAAACCCAUAAAUUUCUUGGGCUAUGGAACUAAACCCAAAAAUGUUUUCGAAAUCAUUAUUCAAGCAUAUAAAAGCACUCUUUCAGUUUUUAUUGGUCAAACCAUGUCAAGGGUAACUUUUUAUCCAAUCAAAACUUGUCGGAUUGAAAUAGAACAAACUUUAUUAUCCACGAAAAGUUCUACGCCACUGGCACCAUUUCUGAAAUCUAAUUGUCUUUUACUGAUGGUGGUGGGGAGGGUCAACUUUGGAAAAAUAUCCAGACAAUUCUGAUUGGUCCACGACAUGGAUAUCGGGUCUCUAGAAUAGGCGAUUUGGAUUAGUCGAUGUCAAGUUCAGUGAAAGUCGAGCACCUGGAUCAUGGUGUUGGCGUGGCGGUAAACAAAGACUGUGAUAAUAUAAUAUAGUGAAAGAGGUACACGGCGACUAUUUGUGAUAUGAUAAUAAUUUUAAUUGAGGAAGUUGUUUGGAAAUAAAAAGGCUUUCAAGAUGAUGAACAAAUUCAAAGUAACCGGCCUUGUGGCCGACCUGAUGCCCAACAUCAGGCUCAUUCAGGCUUCAGGACAUUUCAUGUUUAACUAUCACGCUGACGAUUCUGGAUCAGUGUAUUUUCUAAGGCUGGCCUACUCUUGCAUGCAUCUAUUUUUCGUUUUAAUUCAAUUUGGCGCAAUAUUUGGUAAUUUAGUAGUUGAAAAAGAUAAUGUAAAUGAUCUGGCUGCUAAUACAAUAACUAUAUUAUUUUUCACACAUUGCCUGACUAAAUUCGUUUAUUUUGCUUUAAGGUCGAAAUUAUUUUAUAGAACUUUAGGCAUAUGGAACCAAGCAAACAGCCAUCCCAUUUUUGUAGAGUCAAACAACAGAUAUCAUGCCAUAGCUUUGAAAGGAAUGAGAAAUCUUUUAUAUAUUAUUAUGAUUGGGACAAUAUUUUCAGCUACAGCAUGGACUGGGAUAACUUUCGUUGGAGACAGCGUUCACUACAUUAAAGAUCCAGAUAAUGAAAAUGAAACCAUGUCCGAAGAAAUUCCCAGAUUACUAGUAAAAUCUUGGUAUCCUUUCAACGUCAUGUCUGGAAUGCCUUAUUACAUUGCAUUGAUAUUUCAAAUAUACUACGUACUUUUCUCACUACUUCAUGCCAACCUUUUGGAUAGUUUAUUCUGUUCAUGGCUGAUAUUUGCUUGUGAACAAUUGCAGCACUUAAAAGAAAUUAUGAAACCUUUAAUGGAGUUAUCGGCUUCGUUGGAUACGUAUGUUCCAAAGAGUGCUGAUUUGUUUAAAGCACCUGGAAGUGCCUCGUCACAAGACAAUCUUAUAGAAAACGAUUUCAACAAUAUCAAAAACGAAGAGCUUAACCUUAAAGGAGUUUACAGUACAAGACAAGAGCUUGGAAGUUUGAAUUUUAGAAGUGGUGCCUUGCAGACUUUCGGCCAAGGCGGUGGUGGAGUGGGGCCGAAUGGUUUGACUAAAAAACAAGAAGUCAUGGUAAGGUCUGCUAUUAAAUACUGGGUCGAGAGGCAUAAGCAUGUCGUAAGAUUGGUGACAGCUAUUGGGGAUGCUUACGGUGUAGCGCUUCUACUACACAUGUUGACUGCUACGAUUAUGUUGACCCUUUUGGCAUAUGAAGCUACCAAAAUUGAUGGUAUCAACACCUAUGCUGCUACAACUAUAGGAUAUUUGGUCUACUCUUUGGCCCAGGUAUUCCAUUUUUGUAUUUUCGGUAACAGGCUUAUUGAAGAGAGUUCUUCUGUCAUGGAGGCAGCGUACAGUUGUCACUGGUACGAUGGUUCAGAAGAAGCCAAAACUUUCGUCCAGAUCGUGUGUCAGCAAUGCCAAAAAGCUCUGUCGAUUUCUGGUGCUAAGUUUUUCACUAUUUCUUUGGAUCUUUUUGCUUCGGUUCUUGGUGCUGUAGUAACCUACUUCAUGGUGUUGGUACAACUCAAAUAAAUGAUAUUUAUGUUUCUAUUAUAAUUAGCCCAAGAAAUUUAUGGGUUUUUCAAAAAAAAUUGCGAGGACCGGCUGAUUCUUUCAGGACUGAUUGGAGACUGUGUCCUGAGUAUUGAGCCAAAAAAUCACACUCGAAAGCCCUGUGCGUUCGGCCCUAUUGGCCUUUUUUUUAUUAAUUUUUUUUCGACAAAAUGACCUCAACAAAACUUGUAGAUAAUAAUAUUCUGAUCAACUUUGCCUCAUGCCUUUUUUUGGUAGCUAUUUUAGUUUAGGCGUUGCGGCCAUUUUAGUGCUCCAGAAUUCGCAAAAAAUUAAGUAGCAAACCUGCAGAUUAUUGUAACUUUAAUAAAAUUACUGGUAAUGUACUCCAUUACGUUUUCGGUUUCAGUCCAAGAAAUGAUACAUUACAUCACUAAUCCAGUGAAAUUAUUUUCCCGGAGUGAAAGCGUGAUAUCGAAAUGAUGUCUUUUUUGACAAUACUGGGACCUGUUACCUGUUUGAAAAGUGACAAAAUGUUUUUUUUUCUACAAUGGGCCUAGAAAGUAGACUUUGACGAUUAGAUUUGUGCUCGCAAAGUAGACGUUUCCUGAUGACCUCCACUUUGCCGCUUUAGAGCGUCAAACUACGUCAAAAUCCUUCACUUCGUCGCUCUAGAGCGGCAAAGUAGUAAAAGCGCAUGCUUUUACUACUGGUUUCUUUGAACCUGAACUAUUUUUUAUCAAAUGCGAUUGUAAAAAAAAUCAAGUGUGCAUUUGCCAAUAUCAACAUUAUUUUUCGAUCGGCAAAGUACCACUUUGCGCUCUUAAUACACAAAUAGCUAUAAAUUCAAUUUUGCGAAACGCCACAUUUUACCUGCAAAAUGUGUCAAAUCCGCUAUGCAUGCCACAAUGUCCACCAGGUCAAAUAAAAUUUUUCAAAUGCCUAAAAGGCCGUACAAGCGAAAGAAAUAAAGUUACAAUAAAAUAUCAUCAAGCAAAGUAAUAGAGAAUUUUAUUAGGUAUAAUAAUCUGCAGGUUUGCUAUUUAUUUUUUUUGCGAAUUCUGGAGCACUAAAAUGGCCGCAACGCCCAAACUAAAAUAGCUAGCAAAAAAAGGCAUAAGGCAAAAUUGAUCAGAAUGUUAUUAUCUACAAGUUUUGUUGAGGUCAUUUUGUCGAAAAAAAAUAAAUAAGAAAAAGGCCAAUAGGGCCGAACGCACAAGGCUUUCGAGUAUGAUUUUUUGGCUCAAUACUCAGGACACAGUCUCCAAUUAGCCCUGAAAAAAUCAGCCUGCCCUCGCAAAUUUUUUUGCGGUCCAGGUAUAAAUUUCUUGGUCUAAAUAGAGUACAAUGCAAGUUCAGGUGGUAACAUUAAUGAAAUUUCUAGUCGCACUGUAAAAACAGCUACAAAUAAGGAUUAUUUGCAAAUAUUUUUAAUGUUGUUACAACAUUAACUUUUCUUGUUUAUUUAAAAGUCUCUGUUUAAUGCACAAAAAUCGUUAGUUUUGGUUAGUUUGUAACAAAUAUUAUUUAUUGUUGUUACAGAUUUUAUUGUAUAGAAAUAUAUCUACAGGGUGGCUCAAGUUAAACCUCUAUUUUAGUAAUAAUUUUAAAAGAUACACUAUAAACAUUUCACAACGUUUUUUACAGCAUUACCUCUGUGGUUGUGCCAUAGUAAUUUAUAUUUUCAGAACAUUUUUAUGAUAGUCAUGUAAUGACAUAAUUUGUCAUAGUUUUAUAAAACACAUAUAAUAUAAGCAGUCAGGCAUUCAAAGUGUCUUACUUUUUUAGACUUGUAAGUUUUUAUGCUAAGAAGCUUUAUGAGAUCAUAUACAACUUUUUUAUUAGGUGGUAUCUCAGAAAACGAGGUGUUUAUUGAUUUUUUUGUCGUACCAGUUCAUUAAUGCACAAUAGUCAAAUAGGUACCUUAUUGUUGUACCAGCAAAAUUAUCAAUCUAUGGGCGAAUGAAAAUAAUUUGAAGAAAUAAGAACACUGAUAAGACAGAAAACGUUGAAAACACCACCGGCAAUAUGAACUUUCAUUUUGUCCAAGAAAAACCAACUAUUAAACACACUCCGCUCUAUGAGAUUUCGCCUUCAGUACAAAUAUAGACCAAAUAUUCGGAGUUAAAUUAUGGUUAUGAUAUUUUAUUGUUAGAAAUGCUGGAAGGAAGGGUCCAAAAGUAUAUUUGUGAAUUACGUUAACUUAUAGUUUUGUUCUUAGUUUAUGUAUAAGAAUAAUUAUUAUGUGAAAUAAAUAAUUAAUAAAU